Molecule: messenger RNA, 1644 nt
Organism: Hibiscus syriacus
Lineage: Eukaryota; Viridiplantae; Streptophyta; Magnoliopsida; Malvales; Malvaceae
Product: phosphatidate cytidylyltransferase 1-like
Exons: 12
Coding region: 233-1501 (422 amino acids)
Cellular component (GO): endoplasmic reticulum membrane
Molecular function (GO): phosphatidate cytidylyltransferase activity
Source: RefSeq, a predicted model, not a curated record
CUAUUUGCGCUUGGCCUCCUCAACCUUUUGUUACUUUAUUAUUCUCUUCGUCACUCUUUCGCUUACUCUCAUUUGGUGGGUUUCCAAGUUUUACUGCAACUGGAAGCUAAACCAAGUGUGUCCCAGUUGCUUCUCUUUUAGAGUGUAAUUUAGUAGCAGCGCAGCAAUUUACCCUGCACCAGAAAUAUAUGUGAGGUUUUCCAUUUGACGAUCGACAUUUGAGUAAAGAGCCAUGGAAAAGGAGAAUAAUACAGCUGUGUCAUCAUCUGCUACUGCUAGAGUACGGCACCGUAAACGGUCCAAUGAGGUUGUUCCAGAGCCUAAAGCAAAUGGUGGAAAUUUUCUUGCUGAUGACCGUAACAAAUACAAAUCAAUGUGGAUCCGAACACAUUCUACUGUUUGGAUGAUUGGGGGUUUUGCAUUAAUUGUCUACAUGGGUCAUCUCUAUAUUACAGCUAUGGUGGUGGUUAUCCAAAUAUUUAUGGCAAAAGAGCUUUUCAAUUUACUUAGGAAAGCUCACGAAGAUAGCCAUCUUCCAGGAUUUAGGCUGUUAAAUUGGCACUUCUUCUUCACUGCAAUGUUUUUUGUUUAUGGCCGCCUUCUUAGCCAACCACUUGUCAAUACUGUAACUUCGGACAAGUUUUUGUAUCAGUUUGUUAGCAGCCUUGUCAAGUAUCAUAUGGCUAUCUGCUACUUCUUGUACAUUGCAGGUUUUAUGUGGUUUAUUCUUACAUUGAAGAAGAAGAUGUACAAGUAUCAAUUUGGCCAGUAUGCAUGGACACAUAUGAUUCUGAUUGUGGUAUUCACACAGUCAUCCUUUACUGUGGCCAAUAUCUUUGAAGGAAUUUUCUGGUUUCUUAUUCCAGCAUCACUUAUUGUUAUCAAUGACAUUUUUGCUUAUAUCUUUGGUUUCUUCUUUGGAAGAACCCCUUUAAUCAAAUUAUCACCUAAGAAAACAUGGGAGGGGUUUAUUGGAGCGUCUGUUACAACUAUCAUCUCUGCAUUUGUGCUUGCAAAUAUCUUGGGUCGUUUCCAGUGGCUAACCUGUCCAGGAAAGGAUUUAUCAACUGGUUGGCUUCAAUGUGACCCAGGUCCAUUGUUUAAGCCUGAUAAUUAUAUCUUACCAGGAUGGAUUUCGCAAUGGUUUGCUUGGAAAGAGGUCUGUGUUUUGCCUGUUCAGUGGCAUGCUUUAUGCUUUGGCUUGUUUGCAUCAAUUAUAGCACCUUUUGGGGGAUUUUUUGCAAGUGGUUUUAAAAGAGCUUUUAAAAUCAAGGAUUUUGGUGAUAGUAUUCCUGGGCAUGGUGGAAUUACAGAUAGAAUGGAUUGUCAGAUGGUGAUGGCAGUAUUUGCAUAUAUCUAUCACCAGUCGUUUGUUGUUCGUCAAGGUAUCUCAGUCGAAAUGAUCUUAGACCAGAUAUUGACAAAGCUUACGUUCGAAGAGCAGCAAAGUCUUCUUAUGAAGCUGGGGCAGAUCUUUCAGGAAAGACUUCAACAUUCCUAAAUAUGCGGGCAUAAUUCUGUAUUGCUUGCCCAUCGUGUUUUAAUUUGUAACAGCAAAAGGAGGAAAAGAAAAUGCUGUAUAUGGUCUUUGUUGCGUUUCAUGUUUUCUCCAUUCAAAUACUUUUAGGCAGAAAGUAUUCUUUA